Trypanosoma rangeli is the source of this 933-nucleotide messenger RNA. RefSeq lists its product as uncharacterized. The transcript has a single exon. The coding region runs from base 1 to 933 and encodes 310 amino acids. The record is from RefSeq and is a predicted model, not a curated record. NCBI's taxonomy places the organism in Eukaryota, Euglenozoa, Kinetoplastea, Trypanosomatida, Trypanosomatidae.
AUGUCAGAGACAGACGUCCUUCUGCUUAAUAUGGAGGUUGAGGCUGCCGCGGCAAGGAACGCCGAUCUCUCUAGACGACUUGAGCGAAUAACUGAAGAGCUGGGCUGCUCCUCCGUACAUGUGGUUGAAAAGCCUGAGAUGGUUUCGCAAGGGACACAGACGGAGUUUGAUACUUCACGUGACGCUGCUCUGAAUUUGGAUGAUCUCCUGUUUGAAAUAGCGGAAAUUACGUUUCGUCUAUACCCGUCAUCACCCAUCGAUUUGUCAAGUCGCAGGGGCGACGGGCCCAGACACCUUGAGGAGCUCUCGCAUCGUUGCUUGGACGAGAUGCGUUCACUGCGAGCUGCCUUGGAGACCAAGCUGGAAGGCUACAACAAGUUUAUUCAGGAGCUUCAACAGGCCCUGGGCACGUACUACAGAUCCAUCGAGAAGGUGGAGACUCAGCUGCGGGAAAAGGAGUUGGAAUGCGAUGCCCUCCAGAAACAAAACACCGAACUGUUGCGUCAAUGUGCUGGGAUGGAGGCAAAACUAAAGGUUGCUUAUGAAACAAGAGAGAGGUUUAGCGAAAAUGCGACCUGUCAGAUGCAUCGGGUACGAGAUCUUGAGGCCGAAAGAGAUCGGCUUCUCAAAAGGGAAACCGUCCUUGCAAAUACAGUGGCCUCCUUGAGGGCUGAGUGUGCUUUGGGGCCGUGGAAGAAUACAACACUUUUGAGGGAUAGCUCAUUUGAAACUGCAAGUCCUUCUCCCCAUGUUUUGCCAGGCAAAGGUAGCGUGAGUCCGGUUCGAGACGCGUUUGACGGGGCCUCGUUUGCACCUUCUACGUUGGAUGUGAUGUGGGCAUGCCAGGGAUCUGCAAUUAAUAGAGCCUUCCCUGAGUGGUGUGUUUCUGCGGAAAAAGUUGUUGAUUUCUCUUGCAAAAUGGGGAAUACGUGA